Triplophysa rosa is the source of this 3357-nucleotide messenger RNA. Its product is annotated as zinc finger protein 665-like. The coding region runs from base 136 to 2145 and encodes 669 amino acids. The transcript has 4 exons. Gene Ontology annotation, cellular component: nucleus. NCBI's taxonomy places the organism in Eukaryota, Metazoa, Chordata, Actinopteri, Cypriniformes, Nemacheilidae. The record is from RefSeq and is a predicted model, not a curated record. Gene Ontology annotation, molecular function: DNA-binding transcription activator activity, RNA polymerase II-specific; RNA polymerase II cis-regulatory region sequence-specific DNA binding. Gene Ontology annotation, biological process: regulation of transcription by RNA polymerase II.
GACGCUCAGGACACUGUGUGUGACAGUAAUCACACCUUGAAUCAGGAUGAAUCUACUGAUCAAACCUCCACAGAGUCUCUGGAUUCUGUCUGUAACGCUGGAGAACAGCAGAUCCUGAACACCAGACCACUCAACAUGUGUUCUGUCACACUGAUGGAGAUCAAAACAGAACCCACGUCAGAGGAAGAUCAGACCGAUGAAGAUGAGAAUCUUGAUGAUGAUGGUGGGGAUGAUGAUUUUAUACCUUCAGAUGAGAGCGGUGAUUCAUGUUGUGAUGGAGAAACGGCCUCUACAUCAAAACAGCGACUGACAGCACAAACUCUUUCCUGCAUCACCUGUGGAAAGACAUUCAGUUCACAGAGACGUUUAGAGACACAUGAGAGAAAACACACAGAACAGAAACUCUUCACCUGCACCAGAUGUGACAUCAGCUUUCCUACCUUACAAGAGAAGAAACUUCAUUCACAAGAGCACAGAUACCAGAAACACUUUCACUGUCAGCCGUGUGGGAGGAACUUUCUCUACUCGACUAGUCUGAAACGUCACAUGAGGACACACGGUGACGUAAAGCCUUUCCACUGCAGUGAAUGUGAUAAAUGUUUCAGCUGCAAAACUCAUCUUGUUCUUCAUCAGAGAACUCACACGGGAGAAAAACCGUACGCGUGUCCUCACUGUGAGAUGAGAUUCAGCCAUGGAGGCAAUCUGAAGCAACACGUGCGUUUACACACCAAUGAGAAACCGUAUGAGUGCAGUGAAUGUGGAAAAGCCUUCACACAGUCAAGUUCUUUAAAGAAACACCAAAAAAUACACUCUGAGGAGAAACUCUAUCAGUGUUCACACUGUGAUAAACGCGUCCGUCAUAAAUCUCAUCUGUUAUGUCAUGAGAGAACUCACACUGGAGAGAAACCUUACCUCUGCUCUCACUGUGGAAAGAGUUUUGCUCAUCCAAGUACUUUCAAACAUCAUCAGAGAAUUCACACUGGAGAGAAACCUCAUCACUGCAGUGUUUGUGGAAAGAGUUUCAGUCGACAUGACAAUUUAGUGACACACCUGAGAACUCACACAGGAGAAAGACCUUACAAAUGUUCUCAGUGUGACAAGACGUUUACUCAAAGAGUUCUCAUGAGAAUCCAUCAGAGAGUUCACACUGGAGAGAAACCUCAUCACUGCUCCAUCUGUGGAGAGAGAUUCUCUCAGUUAGGACGUUUUCAGAGUCAUCAGAAGAAACAUGCUGAAGAACUAACUGACUUGGGAAAAACAUUGAUAGUCAUGACGUCACAGGCUGAUGGGAUGUGCUCCAGACACACACAGGACUCGGAGCUCAGCCUCGCUUUACUCUGUUAUACUGACACAAACCCCACAGACGCUCAGGACACUGUGUGUGACAAAGAUUUUAAUGCUGUCGUGUUUCUUUCAGAUGAGAGCAGCGAUUCAUGUUCUGAUGAAGAAUCGGCCUGGACAGAAGAGGAAACUGAAGAAAAACCGUACAAGUGUCCUCGCUGUGUGAAGAGAUUUUCCAAAACAUCUCAUGUUAAGAGUCACCUGCGUUUACACACCAACGAGAGACCGUAUCUGUGCAGUGAAUGUGGAAAAACCUUUAGGCAUUUAAGUGCUUUAAAGUCACACCAAAAAACACACACUCAAGAGAAACUCCAUCGAUGUUCACACUGUGAUAAAAGUUUCCGCCAAAAAUCAUAUUUGAGUAUUCAUGAGAGGAUUCACACGGGAGAGAAACCUUACCUCUGCUCUCACUGUGGAAAGAGCUUCUCUGAUCCAAAUACUUUUAGAGGUCAUCAGAUAACUCACACCGGAGAGAAACCUUAUCUCUGCAGUAUCUGUGGGAAGAGUUUUUCAACUUUACGUCAUUUCAAAGCUCAUAGAAGAGUUCACACUGGAGAAAAGCCUCAUCCCUGCGAUGUUUGUGGGAAGAGUUUCAGUCGACCUGACAAUUUAAGGACGCAUCAGAGACUUCACACUGGAGAAAGACCUUACAAAUGCCGUCAGUGUGACAAGGCGUUUACUCAAAAUGUUCUCCUGAAACUCCAUCAGAAAGUUCACACUGGAGAGAAAUCCACCCGUCUGUCUGUAAAGAAAGAUUCCUUGUCUGAGAGGUUUUCAGACUCACCAGAAGAUGAAGGAACCUGAACAGACAAUCUGUCAGAACAACAGGAAAACCCUUCAUAAAAGAUUUAGACAAUCACACAAUUCACAUCAGUUUUGUUUUCUCAUUACUGUGGUACUAACAUCAGCUCUUUAUAUCUCUGUAGAUAUUUAGAUUUAAAGAACCAAUCAGAUUUCUCUCUCAGAUCAGUUGAUGUGCUGUGAGGUUCUGAUGGACUCCAGCAGAUGUUAAUACUGAACACAUCAUGGAUUCACUUUGACUGGAUCAUUCAUGACACUUUAAUGACUCUGUUGUACAUUUGGACUACAUUUAUGAUUCUGUUCCUUUAGUCAGUGACAUAAAUCACAGUCUUCAUUAAAUUGUUUAUUAACUCUGGUGAAUUGUCUGCUGUCUAUUGCUGAGUCUUACAGUGUUUGAGUUGUGAGGUUUCUGCUAACCAAGACUGUCAUUGUCCAAGUUGACCAUUAAAAUCGUCACAGUCUCCAUUGCACAUUUGUGUCCGAGAUUUCCUCACGUUAAAAAAUAUUUUUUUACUCAUUGGGUUCCCAUGUGGUGGAAUGAACUACCAGCCUCCACCCAAACUGCAGCAUCCUUCACAACUUUCAAAAAACACCUCAAAACAUACCUGUUCCGCAUUUAUUUGACUAACCAAUAACUCUGUCUGUCUAAAAUAAAAAAAAUGUUGUUGUUUAUUCUCUCCUUUGCUUCCUCCAGCUUUAAUCCUCUAGUAGCAUGGCCUUGUAAACUAACGCUACUGUUUAGCGUGUUGACAAAAUGUUUAUAUGCUCUUCUACUUGUAAGUCGCUUUGGAUAAAAGCGUCUGCCAAAUGAAUAAAUGUAAAUACGACCUCACAUUAUGUCAAUCACAUUUACUCACUGCCUCCGAUAUUUUCGUCUGUCAUAAAAAAAUUCGGAUUGGGUUUGAUUUUCUGCAUUUUCGCAUCCGUAGCAAGCAUUUUGAGAGGCGUUUUGACAAUUCGGAGACACCGUACAAACGAGCGCCAAAUGCGAAAAAACGCAUACGAAACUAUAUGUGCGAAGACCUUUACUGUUUCUUCAAAGUGGUAUAUUCAGCCCACUGAUCAUUCAAGUGGUCCAUGUUUUGUUAAAGUUUUAAUGUAUGUAAGUUAUUAUGUAGAUGUAGUGAUUGCUAUUUGUUUACAGAUUUGCUAUAAGGCUGUUGGAACUACUUUUUAAUUUUCAUAAAAACCUUUUCACACCCAGAUUCUCUUUUA